Messenger RNA from Prorocentrum cordatum, 598 nucleotides. Lineage: Eukaryota; Dinophyceae; Prorocentrales; Prorocentraceae. The record is from the annotation of a GenBank genome assembly.
AGCCACUUUGGUUCAAGCUGUCUUGGCGGGGUGUUUUCAACCCAGGCGAUCUCCUUUCAGCGCGCUGCCCCCCCCCCGCGUUCGGCGACAUGGCCCGCUCCGCGUCCCUGCUGAUCGCCUGCGCCGUCGCAGCCAUCACCGCUCUGUCGGUGGGCUCCGUCGUGCUGUCCUUCGUCGGCACCUCUCCCCCAGCCUCGGCGGGCCUCCGGACCAGGCAGCGCUCUCCAGCCGUGGAGAUGCACUUCUUCAACUUCGAGCCGGUGACGACCACGCCCCCGCCGCCGCCCGCUGGCGCUUUCGGCCUGGACGCCGCGAAUAGCGGCACGUACAUCGUCGUCAUGACCAUCCUCUUCUUCGGCUCGGUGCUCGCGAACGGCAACGGCUUCUUCGGACCGUGGCGAGCCAAGGGGACCAGCGAGCGGACCGACGGAGCAGCCAGCGGGCUGGGGUGGCUCCUCGACGGCGCCACGUUUUCCCGUGCUGCCUGCGCCCGCUUCCGGGCGCCGUUUCUGCAGCCGGCACGUCUGGGUUGCUUUCGGUGCGAUUGUAGCUGAACCCGACGUAGUCAGGAAAGACGAGAAUGAAAGGAGCGCACAGG